AUACAGUGAAUACCAAUGACACAAGGGAGACCCACUGUCCUUGCGAUUAUAUUCCACAACAUGACAAUGUUGCAGUUAGAUGCAGACCACCAAUAUUACAGUAAAGUUUGAACAAUUUGGUUUUAACGUCUAUUUGUGUAGCCUAACAUGGAAAGAUUUCUGUAGAAUUCAAUGCUAUUUUGGUUCUGGUUGAGAUUAAAAAUUUACGAUUAAAUAAUGAUAAACAUAGUAUUUAUCUUCAUACUAUUAACUAUAACUACUCUAUUUGUCAAAAAUACGACAUCUAUACAGUGUCAGUUUGAAAGACGAUGUCUUUGUUUUAUUAAAGCGGGGUUGCAACACGUUAACUGUUCAUAUAUCAAUGCAACAUCUGUCCCGAGUCUGCCAUCGAAUGUAAAUGUCCUGAACCUUAGGUACAAUCGGAUAAUUUUAUUAUCAAAUGAUAGUUUUCAAAAUCUUUUCCACCUGCUAGAAUUGGAUUUAUCAUGGAAUAAACUGGAGCGAUUGGAACUUGGAUCAUUUACUGGACUUGCAAAUUUACAGAAGCUUACACUAGAACACAACAACUUAUCAUUAAAAUGGAAAUCAUUUCCUUCAGGAGUUUUUACACCUUUGAAGUCAUUAAAGCAUUUGAAUGCAAAGUAUAACGAUAGGAACGGAUUUUUGGCUUGUAAAAAUGUCGUCACAAACCUGAAACAACUGGAAAUUAUUGAAAUAGAUAUUGAUGAGUCACCAGAUUGCCCAAAUAUAGAUUAUGGGUUUUCCAAAUUAACUAAUCUGAAAUCAUUUGGAACAGGCUACUGUGAGUUAGUGAUUUUGUCUCCAGCAACGUUUGAGAACAUGAUAAAUUUACAAUUUAUUGAUAUAUCUUGGUGUGAUAUAAUUGAUGUUUUUGGCCACAGUCUACAAGACCAAAAGCAGUUGAAAGUACUUAAUAUUUCACAUAUUAAUUUCGAAAUAUAUGAUAUAUUUUCAAUUGUAGCAAAUUUCCGAUCUACACCGAUUCAGAAACUGGUCAUGACUCAUACAUUAAGAGAAGCAGUUAGUUUGCCAUGGAAUUUUUUUCAAUAUUUUAAAAAAUCUGGUAUAAAAGAAUUACAAAUGGGAUACAACAGUUUUGUUAAUGUUAUAGGGAAAUAUUCUCUACCACCAACGCUCGAGAUUUUAGAUGUAUCAUACAGCAAUUUGAACAAAUUUCAGUUCGAUAUGCCAAAUUUAAUGCAACUGAAAUUACAAAAUAAUGGUCUUGGUAAAUUUCUUACUUCAAAUAGAUAUUCGAAGAAUAAAACAGAACAUCUUGAAUAUAUAGAUUUAUCAUUUAAUGAAAUUCAACGCCUAAGUUUUUCCAUAUUUCAUGAUCAUCCGAAGCUUAAAGCGAUAAACCUUAGUCACAAUAUAUUAUCGGACAUCUCGUUUGAUAUAUCCACACUACCAACAUUGGAAAUAUUAAACCUUUCAUACAACAAUAUACAAGCGUUCUCCAAAGAAUCGAUGAAAGCCAUCUCAAACAUUGUAAGAAGUUCUGGUCUCAUAGUUGAUCUUUCCAACAAUAACGUACAGUGUAAUUGCAAUACGCUCCCUUUUAUUCAGUGGAUGCUUGAAAAUCAUCGUAUCUUUAUUGGCAUACAAACAUACAGAUGUAAUUGGAUGAAUGAUUCUGAAAUAACGAUAUAUCCAUUUAGACCAACUGUGUUGCAGCUUGAAAAGGAAUGUGCAUCAUAUACUGUUUUAAUUGCCUGUAUAACAUCCGGCAUAUCUUUGGCCUGUGUUGUUCUGAUCGGUGGAUUAGCAUAUCGAUAUCGAUGGAGACUGCGAUACAUAUAUCAUAUGACCAGAAGUAAAUACAAGCGAUAUAGGCCGAUUCUAGACAAUGGUCACUAUACAUUCGAUGCUUUCAUUUCCUAUUCCGACGAAGAAAGGGAUUUCAUAUUUAAAAACAUUAUUCCAAACCUCGAACGAAAGGAGAGUCUUAACUUAUGCAUUCAUCAAAGAGACUUCCUCCCGGGAGAAGACAUUACACAAAAUAUUACUAAUGCAAUACACGAAAGUAGAAAAACUGUUUGCAUAAUUACAAGAUCCUUUCUUGAUUCGUAUUAUUGUAUGUUUGAAUUUAAUAUGGCCAGAAUGGAGAGCAUUUAUUCAAGAGGAGGUCAAAAUAUUUUAUUUCUCGUGUUUCUUGAACAGAUUCGUCCAAGUGAAUUUCCUUUGGUAAUGUUAGAACUAGUUCAAAAACAAUCUUACAUUGAAUAUCCUAACGAUGAACAAGGCGAUGUUGUCUUUUGGGACAAAAUCAAGGAAACUUUAAUAACAUAAUCAGUAACAUAUCAAUAGGAAUAUUCUCUUAUUGGACAUUUAGCAUGUUUAAUGUUAGCCGCGAUUGAUUUGUCCGCCGCUUCAUAGUACAAACAUCAGUAUGGUUAUUUGAUAUUUAGUUUUGUAUUUGUGUACGUAAGUAUAGUUGACUGUUUUCUUACAUGCAUAAACAAUCAAAGAGCGUUGAUGUUUUUCAAGCAAACUUUGGUGUUGACGUUUUUUCCGUUUUUUGUUCGCCAUAUAGACUUUUUGUGCCAGUCCGACUCAACCAAUCAAUCAAUCAAUCAAUCAAUCAAUCAAUCAAUCAACCAAUCAACGAA
Mytilus californianus (California mussel) is the source of this 2633-nucleotide messenger RNA. Its product is annotated as toll-like receptor 4. The transcript has a single exon. Gene Ontology annotation, biological process: toll-like receptor signaling pathway; immune response. Gene Ontology annotation, molecular function: transmembrane signaling receptor activity; protein binding. The record is from RefSeq and is a predicted model, not a curated record. Lineage: Eukaryota; Metazoa; Mollusca; Bivalvia; Mytilida; Mytilidae. Gene Ontology annotation, cellular component: membrane. Bases 217 to 2313 code for a protein of 698 amino acids.